Molecule: messenger RNA, 1600 nt
Organism: Myripristis murdjan (pinecone soldierfish)
Lineage: Eukaryota; Metazoa; Chordata; Actinopteri; Holocentriformes; Holocentridae
Gene: gfi1b
Product: growth factor independent 1B transcription repressor
Exons: 7
Coding region: 164-1150 (328 amino acids)
Biological process (GO): regulation of transcription by RNA polymerase II; embryo development
Cellular component (GO): nucleus
Molecular function (GO): RNA polymerase II transcription regulatory region sequence-specific DNA binding; DNA-binding transcription factor activity, RNA polymerase II-specific
Source: RefSeq, a predicted model, not a curated record
AGAGCAACAAGUGUGAUGGUUUACAGUGGUUUGGUUUUUUGACUUGUGGGAAAGGAUUUUGUCACACAUUUCCAUCGAGUGGGCUCAGUCACCUCUCGGGCAGAUUUUGGAGUUUGUCACGCGUUUUAAUUAAGACUACAGCUCGUCAAAUUACCGGCCUGCCAUGCCACGGUCAUUUCUGGUGAAAAACAAACGGUGCGCAUCUUAUAACGUGCACCGAGCAUAUGACGACGAACCGAAGGCCCCGAUACAUGCAGAAGUCCCAUCAGAGGUUCAGAGUGCAGACUCUCCACAGAGUCCUGAGUCUGUGGGGCAGCCCUCCAACCCGGACUCCUUCACCUUUGACAAGGAGGAGGAGGAGCUCAAAUGCCCCUUACCUGUCCACCCAGAGCCGACCAGACCCCCGGUGGCCCCAACACAGCCAUAUUACUUAUCUGAUCCUCACGUUGGAGAAUUCCCCCCCUACUACAAGCCCACGUACGCCUGGGAGCCCGUGCCUUCCUCCUACGAGCUCCGCCAGAUGAGUUUCAGCCCGACUGUCCUGCAGCACGCCAGCAAUCUGUACGGAGCUCGCAUCAGUCGCGGCCCGCAAACCCAGCAGCCUCUGGACUGCAGCACGCACUACUCGCCCUCGUCCAACACCUACCACUGCAUCACCUGCGAUAAGGUGUUCUCCACCCCUCAUGGACUUGAGGUGCACGUCAGGAGGUCCCACAGCGGGACUAGACCCUUUGGGUGCAGCAUCUGUCGGAAAACAUUCGGCCACGCAGUCAGUCUGGAACAACACAUGAACGUCCACUCUCAGGAAAAAAGUUUCGAGUGCAAGAUGUGCGGGAAAACAUUCAAGCGCUCCUCCACUCUCUCCACCCACCUGCUCAUCCACUCAGACACGAGGCCUUACCCCUGCCAGUACUGCGGCAAGAGGUUCCACCAGAAAUCUGACAUGAAGAAACACACAUACAUUCACACCGGUGAAAAGCCCCACAAAUGCCAAGUGUGUGGUAAAGCCUUCAGUCAGAGCUCCAACCUCAUUACCCACAGCAGGAAACACACAGGUUUCAAACCCUUUGGCUGUGAGAUUUGUUCCAAGGGCUUCCAACGCAAGGUGGAUCUCCGCAGGCACCAUGAGAGCCAGCAUGGACUGAAGUGAAGAUGACAGCGUGACACCAGCAGCAGAAACCAAAAACAACCUUAAAAGAGGAUAUUUAUUACAAGAGCCGAAACUGUGCCAAAGUGAUUCACUGAUAUUGAUAUUGUUAUUGGCUGUACAGGAUCUUUUGAGGUGAUUGUAAUGAAUAAAAUAAACUGUGAAAUUUUGAGAGAAGGCAAUUUAACCCCAGCAAAAAGCUAAUUCAAAGCAAUUAAUUUUUUUUUUUUUUUUUUUUUUUAAAGUUGGUUUAAAUUAGGGCUGCCACGAUUAAUCGAUUAAUCGCGACGACGUCAACAAUCAAAAUAGUCGGCGACUAAUUUAGUAAUCGACUUAAUCUUUUUUUUUUUUUUUUUAAGAUUUGUUUUUCGCUCGAAUCUGCCGCUGAACCUUCUGCUGUCAUGUUUGCCUUCUGUCCUUGACGCACAUGCGCAGCACAGCUCAUCGGAGUCA